Molecule: messenger RNA, 1407 nt
Organism: Pestalotiopsis fici W106-1
Lineage: Eukaryota; Fungi; Ascomycota; Sordariomycetes; Amphisphaeriales; Sporocadaceae
Product: putative Xaa-Pro aminopeptidase
Exons: 4
Coding region: 1-1407 (468 amino acids)
Molecular function (GO): manganese ion binding; metalloaminopeptidase activity
Source: RefSeq, a predicted model, not a curated record
AUGACGAUCGACGUGGAUACGGUGCUCAAGGGCAAAUACCCUGCCAAAGCCCAUGCCAAACGUGUUGUCGAGUACAUUCGAACCCAAAUACCGGACGCAAGCGGUGUCAUUUACCUCGAAGGCCGAUCAGAUGCACUCCUCGAAGACUCGGACGAACCGGUGCCUUUUCGUCAGCGCCGAGCUUUCAUGUACCUGUCUGGCGUCGACUUGCCUGACUGUUAUUUGAUCUACGACAUUGCGAAAGAGCAACUGACCCUCUUUAUUCCUCCCGUCGAUCCAGAGUCUGUGAUAUGGGCCGGACUGCCACUGACGCCCGAGGAGGCUCUCGCCAAGUACGACGUGGACACAGUGCUACCCAGCACCGAGCUGAAUGCCACCUUGGCCAAGCUAGGCAGCGAGAGGAAGGGCAAGGAUAGCAGUGUGUUUGCCAUUGCGGAACGCGUUGCGGAUCACGUCACAUUCCUCGAGUUUGACAGCAAGAACCUCACCAUCUUGGGUGAAGCGAUUGAUGAGUGCCGCGUGAUCAAGGACGAGUUCGAAAUUGCCUUGAUACGAAAAGCCAACAUUGUUAGUGGUGCUGCGCACAAGGCCGUAUUUGAGAGUGUAAAGAAGGCCAAGAACGAGUUUGAGCUUGAGGGCGUCUUUCUCGGCGAGUGCAACAAGUGGGGAGCCAAGAAGCAGGCAUACCCGAGCAUCGUUGCCAGUGGUAGAGCAGCCGCUACGCUACACUAUGUCCACAAUAAUCGCGAACUUUACGUUGAAGGAGCGGCCAAGGAUCUGUUGCUCGUAGAUGCUGGCGCCGAAUGGGAUUGCUACAGUGCCGACAUUACAAGAACAUUUCCAAUCUCUGGCAAGUUUACGCAAAAGUCUCGAGCCAUUUAUGAUAUUGUCCUCAAGAUGCAGCACGAUUGUAUCGCAAUGCUGAAGGAGGGCGUAUCCUGGGAUGACGUUCAUCUUCUUGCCCAUAAAAUCGCUAUUGAUGGACUUCUCUCGUUGGGUGUCUUGAAGGGAGACAAGGAGGAUAUACUCAAGGCACGAACCAGCGCAGCAUUCUUGCCUCAUGGAUUGGGACAUUACCUUGGAAUGGAUACGCACGACACCGGAGGCCACCCCAACUACUCUGACCCAGACCCCCUAUUCCGGUACCUUCGCGUGAGAAGAAAUCUACCGGCUGGAAGUGUCAUUACCGUGGAGCCUGGCAUUUACUUUUGCGAGUUCAUCAUUCGACCGUACCUCAAGGAUCCAAAGCAUUCGCAGUUCAUUGAUGAAAAGGUUCUAGAUGGAUACUGGGAUGUUGGUGGCGUUCGCAUCGAGGAUAACAUUUUGAUUACCAAGGAUGGAUCUGUUAACUUGACGGAUGUAGUGAAGGAUCCUGUUGAUUUGGAGAAGAUUAUUCAACAAAGCUGA